AUGCGCCAACCCCUAUGGACAUUGUCGACAUGCCUGCGACAGUUGCCGCGGCCUUUGUCGCUUCGCGGCAUUCGUCUGCAAACCACUGGUAAGAUCUAUCGCGAUCAGGUUGUUCACUGGACGCACGUUUUAACCUUUCGCANNGCAGCGGCGGCUGAUGGAGCCAUCUCUCCUGCCCUGCUCUCACGAGCUCGGUCAAUGGCCAAAGAGCACGAUGAAAUCACUGCCAAACUCGCCGAAGGCUUCGACACAAAAGCAGCCAAANAAUUGGGUCAGCUAUCGUCCGUCACCAAUGCAUUGAAAGAGUGGGAAAAGGCAAACGAUUCUCUGGCGGAAUUGCGAACACUUCUAUCCGACCCCAAGACAGACAAAGAUCUUGUCGAAUUGGCAGAGGAGGAUCUAGAAGUCUCGCGGACCGACUUCUCUCAAGCCUCGGAUGCCCUCAAGCUUGCGCUCGUGCCUCGUCAUCCAUUCGCGGAGUUGCCAUGUCUGAUUGAAAUUAGACCUGGCGCAGGUGGUGGAGAGGCUGCCAUCUUCGCUGGUGACAUGUUACGCAUGUACACAUCAUACUGCAAUCGUUUAGGUCUACGGAUAUCUCUGCUCAAAUACGAAGACGCCGAUGGCCAAGGCGCAGGCUCAGAUGCACCACUCCAAGAAGCAGUGCUCGAAGUCGAGUCGCCGGGCGCAUACGGCAUCUUGAGAUGCGAGGCCGGAGUUCACAGAGUACAGCGCGUGCCAGCAACAGAAAGCAAGGGACGCACACAUACUAGCGCCGCAUCAGUUCUGGUACUUCCAUCCUUCCCUGCAGAGCCCUCGCAGGAACUGGGAGAAAACAGCUUCGAUGACCCCAAUAGCGACUACUACGUGGAUCCCAAGGAUGUCCGUACCGACGUCAUGCGCGCAAGAGGAGCAGGUGGGCAGCACGUCAACACAACCGACAGUGCUGUCAGAUUGACCCAUUUGCCUACCGGAACCGUGGUCGCCAUGCAAGAUGCACGUUCGCAACACAAAAACAGGGAAAAAGCAUGGAGGCUGCUCAGAAGUAGAAUCGCCCAGUCAAGGCGUGAACAACGAGAAGAAGAGAUGCUCGCCAUGCGCCGAAGCGUUGUCGGAGUCGCAAAGAUGGGCAGAGAGAACAAGAUCAGGACAUAUAAUUGGGGUCAGCAGAGAGUAACGGAUCACCGUAGCGGCAUCAGUGUGCACGAUUUGGACGAUGUGCUCGAAGGAGGCAUUGAACUCGAACGUGUCAUGGAGAGUGUCAGAGGAUGGCUCAGCGAACAAGAGGUGUUAGGCCUGGCUGCCGAAGAAGAGCUGGCUGCUAAGACGGACUCUUGA
Messenger RNA from Aureobasidium musti, 1335 nucleotides. NCBI's taxonomy places the organism in Eukaryota, Fungi, Ascomycota, Dothideomycetes, Dothideales, Saccotheciaceae. The record is from the annotation of a GenBank genome assembly.